AUGUUUAGAUCGCAUGCCUCCGGGAACAAGAAGCAAUGGUCUAAAAGAGCUCCGAACGGCAACGCAUCUGCUGAUUCUACAUCGGCCUCCCAUACCUACAGACAGCAAACAUUGUCUUCGUUCUUUAUGGGUUCUAACAAAAAGCCAGCGGUUGUUCCGAAAUCCUGUAGGGAAAUCAUUGACUUAGAAAACAGCGAUGAAGGUAGUCAAAGAAAUAUAGUACCUUCUAGACCAAAAUUAGUACGGAAUAACUCGUCCUCUCUGUUUUCACAAACUCAAGGUUCGUUUGGUGAUGAUGAUCCCGAGGCAGAAUUCAAAAAAUUGGUGGACGUUCCCAUACUCAAUAGCUAUAAGAAGCCCCGCAGGAUUUCAGCGAUGACAGGUUCUCUUCACAAGACAGCAUCUGCAUCCACGACGCAGAGAACAUAUCAUUAUGAUGAGGAUGAGACCUUGCGAGAAGUUACUAUUGUAAAAUCCAAUUCUAGGCAACUAUCAUUCACUAGCACGAUUAGUAUUGAUAAAUCUAAUGUGCCUACUGCCGAUUUGGAAAGACCUGCCAAGAGGUCAAAACCUUCUAUGGAGUUUCAAGGUUUAAAACUCACGGUACCAAAAAAAAUUAAACCGCUCUUCAGGAAAACAACAUCAAGUUUGGAUUCAAUGAGCUACAGAUGUGCUCUAUCCUCUCCCAUAGCACUCACAAAGGAGCAAGAAAAGGUUAUUAACCUAAUCGUCAAGAAAAGAACCAAUGUUUUUUAUACGGGUAGUGCUGGUACAGGUAAAUCUGUUAUCCUGCAGACUAUUAUAAGGCAAUUGAGCUCUCUGUAUGGGAAAGAGUCGAUUGCAAUCACUGCUUCAACGGGGCUGGCGGCAGUGACUAUUGGUGGCUCUACUUUGCAUAAGUGGUCUGGUAUAGGUAUUGGGAACAAAACCGUUGAUCAAUUGGUGAAAAGAAUACAAUCACAGAAGGAUUUAUUGGCUACAUGGAGAUAUACAAAAGUUUUGAUAAUUGAUGAGAUUUCUAUGAUCGAUGGUAAUCUGCUAGAUAAAUUGGAGCAAAUCGCAAGAAGAAUUCGCAUAAAUGAGGAUCCUUUUGGCGGCAUUCAACUGGUGCUAACAGGUGAUUUCUUCCAAUUACCACCAGUGGCUAAGAAAGAUGAACAGAGAGUCGUUAAAUUUUGUUUUGAAAGUGAAAUGUGGAAACGGUGCAUUCAAAAAACGAUUCUACUAACGAAAGUCUUCAGACAGCAAGAUAGUGAACUGAUCGAUAUUUUAAGUGCCAUUAGAUUCGGAGAAUUAACAGCUAAUAUUACCAAAACAAUAAGAAACCUAAAUAGAGAUGUAGAUUAUCCCGAUGGUAUUGCACCCACAGAAUUAUAUGCUACGAGAAGAGAAGUAGAAUUGUCCAACGUAAAGAAACUACAAUCUUUGCCUGGCGAUUUAUACGAAUUUAGAGCUGUAGAUAAUGCGCCCGAAAGAUAUCAAACACUACUGGAUUCUUCAUUAAUGGUGGAAAAAGUUGUCGCAUUGAAGGAAGACGCUCAAGUUAUGAUGUUGAAAAACCGCCCCGAUGUAGAGUUAGUCAACGGAUCAUUGGGGAAAGUCUUGUUCUUUGUUACGGAAUCAUUGGUGGUUAUGAUGAAGGAAAUUUAUAAGAUUAUAGAUGAUGAUGUUGUCAUGGAUAUGAGAUUAGUAAGUCGAGUCAUCGGUAACCCCAUGUUAAAGGAAUCAAAGCAAUUUCGUCAAGACGUUAAUGCCAGGCCGUUAGCUAGACUAGAACGUUUGAAAAUCAUUAUAAAUCAGGCAGUCAAGAUCUCUCCCCAAAAGGAAAAAUUCCCUUACGUUCGCUGGACAGUGGGCAAAAACAAGUACAUUCAUGAGCUUAUGGUUCCAGAACGCUUCCCCAUUGAUAUUCCGAGAGAAAAUGUUGGGUUAGAAAGAACUCAGGUACCUUUAAUGCUAUGCUGGGCACUUUCUAUUCAUAAAGCACAAGGUCAAACUAUUCAAAGAUUAAAAGUUGACCUAAGGAGAAUCUUUGAAGCCGGUCAAGUUUACGUUGCAUUGUCAAGAGCAGUUACCAUGGAUAAUUUACAGGUCUUAAACUUUGAUCCAGGAAAGAUUCGCACCAAUGAAAAAGUAAAGGAUUUCUAUAAACGUUUAGAAACUUUGAAAUAA
Molecule: messenger RNA, 2172 nt
Organism: Saccharomyces mikatae IFO 1815
Lineage: Eukaryota; Fungi; Ascomycota; Saccharomycetes; Saccharomycetales; Saccharomycetaceae
Gene: RRM3
Product: DNA helicase
Exons: 1
Coding region: 1-2172 (723 amino acids)
Biological process (GO): telomere maintenance; DNA repair; DNA replication
Cellular component (GO): replication fork
Molecular function (GO): ATP hydrolysis activity; DNA helicase activity
Source: RefSeq, a predicted model, not a curated record